Messenger RNA from Hyaloscypha bicolor E, 1425 nucleotides. Its product is annotated as cytochrome P450. The record is from RefSeq and is a predicted model, not a curated record. The coding region runs from base 1 to 1425 and encodes 474 amino acids. NCBI's taxonomy places the organism in Eukaryota, Fungi, Ascomycota, Leotiomycetes, Helotiales, Hyaloscyphaceae. Gene Ontology annotation, molecular function: heme binding; iron ion binding; oxidoreductase activity, acting on paired donors, with incorporation or reduction of molecular oxygen. The transcript is spliced from 6 exons.
AUGGCCCAAUUGAUCGUCGUAAAUUCGACGUCAGUCCUUGCUGCGCUCGUAGUCGUCUACGGUGCAGCUCUUGCAUUCUAUCGCCUCAACCUACACCCUCUGGCAGAAUUUCCAGGCCCCACUCUCAGCAUCAUUUCUUACUGGUAUGAAUUUUACUUUGAGAUCGAGCGACUUCAUGAUAUUUCCGGACCUAUCAUCCGCAUUAAUCCAGACGAAUUGCAUAUCAAAGAUGCUGAUUUCUUUAAUAUCCUUUACUCUAGCAGCGGUGGCGAGCAACGCAAUAAAUACGCCCGCCAUCAGAAUGCGAAUGAGUCGCCUGGAUCCGUUGCUUCCACCGGACCAGCCGAUCUUCAUCGGCUUAAACAGUCAGCUCUGAAUCCGUUCUUUUCAAAAGCUUCAAUUACACGCCUCGAACCACUCAUCCAAGAGAAAGUUGAGCUACUAUGCAAUGGUCUAAGGAACCUUAUGGAGAGGAAAGAGAUUGUCUAUGUUGGCGCCGCAUACUACUCUUUGUCCUUAGAUGUGAUUUCUGAUUACUCUUUUGGCACAUCUUGGCACUGCCUUGAUACGCCUGGUUUCGCGACCGAAUGGGAGAAGACAAUCAUAUCGGUACUCGAGUCAACUCCUCUCAGUAAACAGCUGCCUUGGAUAAAUUUGCUUAUACAACGACUUCCAGCAGCCUGGAGGAAACGGCUCACUCCCGACAUUGGAGUCCUCAUUGCAACGAAACAGAAAAUUGGAAAGCAAAUUUCUCACAUCAAGAAUUCUCUUGCCCUUGUUGAUUCUCUUCCACCACUCGAAAAGGAACUUCGCCGUGUUAUUGAUGAAGCAUUCGUUCUCCUCAUAUCCGGAACUGAUACCACGGUUCAUGCUCUAGCGAUCGCCACAUACCACCUACUCGCCAAUCCCUCCAUACUCUUCACAUUGAAGGAAGAGCUAAAAGUAGCGAUCCCCGACCCUUCAUCUCCACCAUCUUGGCGGGAGCUUGAACAACUCCCCUACUUGCGCGCCGUUAUCAGCGAGACUCUUCGCAUAGGAGCAGUGGCAACUAUCCGCAUCGCAACACAGGCACCGAGUACUCCAACCAAUUACAAAGACUGGAUAAUUCCAGCCGGGACUCCGGUUGCUAUGAAUACGCGCUCCAUUCUUCACGAUCGUCAAAUAUUUCCCGAACCAGAGAAGUUUCAGCCAGAGCGACUGGAUAAGUAUUUGGUAGCAUUUUCAAAGGGUUCAAGAGCUUGUCUGGGAUUGAAUUUGGCAUAUGCAGAGAUGUAUUUGGCGCUGGCGAAUGUGAUGAGGAGGUUUGAGAUGGUGCUUGAUGAUGUAGUUAGGGAAAGGGAUGUUGAUAUUGUGAGGGAUUGUAUCAUUGGGCUCCCUUCCAAGGGGAGUAAGGGUGUAACGGUUAGGAUUCUAAGGGAGAAUUGA